Messenger RNA from Medicago truncatula (barrel medic), 1110 nucleotides. Its product is annotated as probable xyloglucan endotransglucosylase/hydrolase protein 23. Bases 49 to 918 code for a protein of 289 amino acids. The transcript is spliced from 3 exons. Gene Ontology annotation, biological process: cell wall biogenesis; xyloglucan metabolic process. The record is from RefSeq and is a predicted model, not a curated record. Gene Ontology annotation, cellular component: apoplast; cell wall. Gene Ontology annotation, molecular function: xyloglucan:xyloglucosyl transferase activity; hydrolase activity, hydrolyzing O-glycosyl compounds. Lineage: Eukaryota; Viridiplantae; Streptophyta; Magnoliopsida; Fabales; Fabaceae.
UACACUAAUUUGCUGUUUCACAAGUUCUCACACAAAAUACACUGUCCAAUGGCUUCUAACUAUGCAUUUUUUGUGCAUGUCAUAACUUCUUUAAUAUGUACAAUUUUCAUAGUAGCUUUUGCUGGAAAUUUAUAUCAAGAUGUUGGUAUCACUUGGGGAGAUGGGAGAGGUAAGAUUGUGAACAAUGGUCAGCUUCUUACUCUGUCUCUAGAUAGAACCUCUGGCUCUGGCUUUCAAUCCAAUAAUCAAUAUCUUUAUGGAAAGAUUGACAUGCAAAUUAAACUUGUUCCUGGAAAUUCAGCUGGCACAGUCACUGCUUAUUAUUUACGUUCAGAAGGGUCAUUGUGGGAUGAAAUAGACUUUGAAUUCUUGGGAAAUUUGAGUGGUGAUCCUUACAUAGUUCAUACAAAUGUGUACACCCAAGGCAAAGGGGACAGAGAGCAACAAUUCUAUUUAUGGUUUGACCCAACUACAAGUUUUCAUACCUAUUCUUUUCUCUGGAAUCCUGCACAUGUUGUAUUUUCUAUUGACGGCAGACCAAUUAGGGAAUUCAAAAACUUGGAGAGUGAAGGUGUUCCAUAUCCAAAGAAGCAGCCAAUGAGAUUAUAUUCAAGUCUAUGGAAUGCCGAUGAUUGGGCAACAAGAGGUGGUCUUGUGAAAACAGAUUGGAAUCAAGCUCCAUUUACUGCUUCUUUUAGGAACUUCAAAGCCAAUGGUUGUGUUUUGUCCAAUGGAAUUUCUUCUUGCAAAUCCAACUCUUCUUCUGACAAUGCUUGGUUGUAUCAACAACUGGAUUCUACAAAUCAGAAAAGACUCAAAUGGGUCCAGAAGAAUUACAUGAUUUACAAUUACUGCAAUGACCUUAAACGAUUCCCUCAGGGUCUCCCUUUGGAAUGCAUUGUCCGUACCAACUCAUAAGAAUUAAGAGGAGUACAACUUUUACUAGUUUAUUACCUGUAAAAUAUGUGUGCAUUUUUUUUAACCAUCUUUCGAUUGCCAUCAUUCUUUAAGCUAUGUCAUUUGAGUUAUUAUUAUGUUCAAAAAUAUUGGAAGCAUUUUAACAACUACUCAAAUUAAUAAAACCAAGGAAUUUUAGCAGCAUUCUUAAAA